Girardinichthys multiradiatus is the source of this 2220-nucleotide messenger RNA. Its product is annotated as zinc finger protein OZF-like. The transcript has 3 exons. Gene Ontology annotation, molecular function: RNA polymerase II transcription regulatory region sequence-specific DNA binding; DNA-binding transcription factor activity, RNA polymerase II-specific. Gene Ontology annotation, biological process: regulation of transcription by RNA polymerase II. The record is from RefSeq and is a predicted model, not a curated record. Lineage: Eukaryota; Metazoa; Chordata; Actinopteri; Cyprinodontiformes; Goodeidae. The coding region runs from base 577 to 2016 and encodes 479 amino acids. Gene Ontology annotation, cellular component: nucleus.
UUACUCGUCAUUCAUUGGUCAGUGGGGAGGAAGUAACUGGAUGGGAUAAUGUUAGCUUGAGCCCCUCCGAAAAGACGCCUUAAGGUUUGCGCUAAACUGGUGUGUAAUUGAUUUUACAGACUCUCAUCGACAGUCUUCAUGAGGAUUUCGCUUCUCCACGUUUGUUUUAAACCGCUGAGAUUAUUUCCAGCCGAGGUUUCCAGUGCAGCAUGUGAUUAGCCUUCAUUAGCAAAGUGAAUGGACUGUUAGCCACCGGGGAGCUAAAGCAGCUAACAGCAGGAGUUAUUUAGUGCUUCCGAUGUUGAAGCUUUUCAAAGCUUAUGGUUUAGUGCUACAGGACGAGUCCAAACUCCGAGACUGUACGGAGAAGGCUAUGUCGUCUGUUGCCACCUCUAAGCCUUGCUGUUCAUCUGAGGACCGAGAGACUGGAGACAGAGUGGGACCAGAACCUCUGACCAAGCUUCAGGCAUCAGAUAAACAGAAGAUACAGGUUAUAUGGCUGAAACCUUGACCUUCUAGAACGUGUGAAGGUUGCAAACAAGGAUUGUGAAAAGCAGAAUCCCAAGUGGAGCCAGGAUGUCUGAAAUGAUAAAGGCUGAAGCAGAAGACCCUGGAGGGCUCUGUUUGGUUCCUAACGUACCUGCAGCAUCAACAUCUGAACUGGAGCAGAAACACGACAGCAAAGAUCUCAUUCAGCCGAUGUUUGUGAUUAAAGAUGUUCCCCAUGACUGGAGCUCCAGUUUGGAUCCCCAGAGCCCAGAACCCAGCUACAUAAAGGAGGAAGAUGAAGAACUGUGGAUCAGUCAGGAGGAAGAGCAGCUUACUAUGAAGAGUGAAGAAGAGAAACCUCGGUUAUCAGAGCUUCAUCACAUCAAAAUUGAAGACAACAGAAACACUGAUGCUCCAACCAGCAGCUCAGCUGAACAAAUGGAAACAGAACCAGAUGGAGAGGAAUUUGGAGGUCAAGUACCAGACAGAAUCCCAGAUCCAGUAUGUUUUUCUCACCACAGUAAGAUGACAGUUCACAAAAGAGGUCAAAAAUCUAAACUGUGUUCCGAACUUAAGGCUAAGAUUGAAGUUCAUGUCGAAGAGAAGAGAUUUGGUUGCGAUGUCUGCGGCAAAAGAUUCAAACAUGAGACUGAUGCUGAAUUGCACCUGAUGAUUCACGCUGGAAAGAGAAACUAUAUCUGUGAGCUCUGUGGGAAAGGAUUUAAAGAAAAGCGUUCUCUUCAGACGCAUGUGAGACUCCACACUGGAGAGAGACCAUUUGCCUGUGACCACUGUGGAAAACGGUUUCAUGCAAGGAAAUUUCUUAAAACUCACCUGCUGGUCCAUUCGGGAGAAAGACCAUUUUCCUGUGAUGUUUGUGGGACAGGAUUUAAGAUAAAGGAAUGUCUUAAAAAGCACAUGAUGAUCCAUACUGCUGAGAAACCAUUUGUUUGUAAUUUCUGUGGUAAAAGAUUUUCACUACAAGGGACUCUAAACAGACACAUACGCGUUCACACAGGAGAAAAACCAUUUGUUUGUAGUGUUUGUAGUAACAGCUUUUCUCUGAAAGAGACUCUGAAGAGUCACAUGCGUGUUCACACAGGAGAGAAACCGUUUGUUUGUAGUGUUUGUAGUACAGGAUUUUCACGACCAUUAUACCUGAGAAAGCACAUGAUAGUUCACACUGCGCCUGUUAGCUGUAGUGAUUGCAGUAAACUGUUUGUUAAUGAAACACAGUUAAAGCGACAUGUGAGACUCCACACAAAGGACAGACCAUUUGGCUGUGACGUCUGUAAAAGCAGAUUUAAUCAAAAGCGUCAUCUUGACAAUCACAUGAAAGGCCAUUCAGGAGAGAAACCGUUUGUUUGUGUUGUUUGUAGCAAAGCGUUUGCCCAGCAGGUCUCUCUGAGUAGUCACAUGCGUGUUCACACAGGAGAGAAACCGUUUGUUUGCAGUGUUUGUAGUAAAGCAUUUUCACUACAUGGAAAUCUGAAAAGACACAUGGGAAUUCAUGAGGACUGCAACUGAUGAUGUACUUGAUUAAAAAAAACUGACUUUUCAGUAUUUUUCCAAUUAAUUAUAAUCACACCUGUCUGCUUUCUGUUCUCAGUACUUGUAUAUGUUUUGUGCAACUGUGACUACAACUGUAAUUAGUCUCUAAACCUGUGAAUUUCAUUCUGAAGUUUAUAAAUGGUCAUAUAAAUUCUAAAGUAAAGUUUCUUGUCAAACCUU